CCGAGAUCCUAUGAUACCGCUCUUCGUCGCCUAGUACGAACUUUUCCGAAGCGGUGUCGACGAGAAUGGAUACAGAUCACAUCUCUUUGUCUCAGGCCUCGAGCUUAUCUGCCAAUGUUUCAACUCCCUUCUUCAUUGAAAAGCCUGCUUUUGCUCUGUUCUUGUACCUGCAUGUUCUCGUCUUCUUCAAGCGCUCAUACUAUUUCAGAACCAUUAGAGCUAGAGUUUUGGCUUGCAGCAGAUCGAGUGACUGCUGCUGACUGCCCCUAUCUCAGCCUGACUUCACCACAACCCCAAGAGUUGAGUCCAAGUUGAUUACGCGAAGGCUGGUGGUCAUGCUUCACAGUUUCCUUCUACUCUAUUCUAUUCGGCACAUUGGC
This is a messenger RNA of Mollisia scopiformis, 380 nucleotides long. RefSeq lists its product as uncharacterized. The record is from RefSeq and is a predicted model, not a curated record. The transcript has a single exon. The coding region runs from base 66 to 260 and encodes 64 amino acids. Lineage: Eukaryota; Fungi; Ascomycota; Leotiomycetes; Helotiales; Mollisiaceae.